CCCCCCCCCCCCCCUUCUCCAGAAGCAGAGCGAGCCUCUUCCAGAACUUUUCUCGUGUUUUGUGCGGCUCGGGAACGUCGCUUCGGUUGCGGGUCAAAGUUCGCGCGAGACUCAAACCAACAAAGAAAGAACGAAAGAACGAAAGAAAGAUGGUCGGGCUGGCCUUGCGGCUCGCGCUCGUCGUGGUCCUCGCCCGGGACACCUGCUGUGUCAUCGGCGACGUGACCUUCAGCCGGCACCCGAGCAACCGGACGGCGUCCCAGGGCAACGGAGUUCGCCUGGGCUGCGCCGUGGAGGGCCCGGACGAGCCCGACGUGGUCUGGGUGAAGGACGGCUCGCGGCUCCGCAGCGCCGACCAGAUGUUCAUCGCGCUCGGGGAGAAACAUUGGGAGACCUACCACAGCGUCAAGUCGGUCCAGCAGCAGGACGCGGGUCAGUACUGGUGCGAGGUGGACUUCCACGGUCGGACGUUCGCAUCCCGACCGGCCUGGAUCACGGUGGAAGGCGUUCCGCAUUUUGUCCUGGAACCGCAGGACGUGGCCACGCUUCCCGGCGAACCCUUCAACCUGACCUGCGGCGCCGUCGGACCGCCUGAGCCCGUGGAGGUUCUGUGGUGGCUGGGAGGCGUCCGGGAAGGAGGCGCCGCGCCGUCGCCCUCCGUCCUUCGGGUGGCGGGUGUCAACGGCACGCUGAAGUUCUACUGCGAGGCCCGCAACGCUCGCGGGAUCUCCGUAUCCAGAACCGGCACGGUCUACAUCAAAGAAUUGCCGGCGGCUCCCGUCGGACUGGAGGUUGCCGAGUUGGCGGGCGAUGACGUUUCGCUGUCGUGGCAACCGGGAUUCACGGGUCACUCUGAACUAUCUGCCUGCGUCGUCCAGCUGCGGCGCACGAGUCCCGGCGGCGGCACGGUCGUCGUCUUCCCCGGGUCGCCGGUGCAAGUCCCUCCUCACGCCAGCGUCCUGCCCGGUCUGAGCCGCCACUCCAACUACAGCGUCCGCGUGGCCUGCCUCAACGAGGUGGGGGCGUCGCCCUUCUCCGCCUGGACGGGUUUCGUCACGGCCGAGUCAGCGCCGUCGGCGGCCCCCGGGAACCUGACCUUGGACUCGUCCCGGGGGCGGCUGAGCCUCCGGUGGGCGGAGCUUCGGGGGGAGGAGCUUCGGGGAGAGCUGCUGGCCUACAAGGUGCAAUGGAUUCUGGGAGGGGAGCAGCAGGAGCCCCUGCUGUUCAAGGACCCCUGGGCCCGCCUGUCGGGGGGCCGUGGCUUUUUCAACGCGUCCGUCCGGGUGUCGGCCUGCACGGCCGUCGGGUGCGGGCCCUGGAGCGCCCCCGUGGCGGCGGUGCCGGCCGCGGCCGCGGGCGACCGCUCCGUGGAGCGGGACCACCUCUGGGCGGGCGUUCUGUUCGCCCUUCUGGCGCCCACCGCGUCGGCGCUGCUUUUUUCCGUCUUUGCUCGACGGCGUGGGAAGGAAAGACGCUCGGGCCCGGUUUUGCCGCCCGCCGAGACCGACGCUGCCGUCUCCUUCGGCAGAAACGCCGGCGACCCGCAUUUGUCCGCACUGGGCAGUCUGGGUAUCAGCGAGGAUCUCAACAACCAGCUGAAGGACGUCCUCAUCCCGGAGAGGCUGCUGACGCUCGGGCACGUUCUGGGCAAAGGCGAGUUUGGCUCCGUUCGCGAGGCCUCCCUGAAGACGGACGACUCCCGGGUCCAGAAGGUGGCGGUCAAGGCUCUGAAAUCCGACAUGGCCUCGUCGGGUGACGUGGAACAGUUCCUGAGGGAGGCGGCCCACAUGAAGGACUUCCACCACCCCAACGUGAUCCGGCUUAUCGGAGUGAGCCUGCGCCGACGUCACGCCCGGCGCUUGCCCGUCCCCGUGGUGGUCUUGCCCUUCAUGCGGCACGGAGACCUGCAUACGUUCCUGCUCCUGUCCAGACUGGGUGACCGGCGCGUCGACUUUUCCGCCGGUGUGCUGGUUCGCUUCAUGUUGGACGUGGCCCGCGGGAUGGAGUACCUGAGCGCUCGGAAUAUCAUCCACAGAGACUUGGCGGCCCGCAACUGCAUGCUGGACGAGAACAUGGCGGUGCGCGUGGCGGACUUUGGCCUCUCCAAGAAGAUCAACCCGGGAGAUUACUACCGGCAAGGAUCCGUCGCUAAGCUUCCCGUCAAGUGGAUCGCUUUGGAAAGUUUGGCCGACAACGUUUACACGACGCAGAGCGACGUGUGGGCGUUCGGCGUCACCAUGUGGGAGGUGAUGACCCGAGGCCAGACGCCGUACCCUGGUGUGGAGAACUCCGAAAUCUACGAGUAUCUGAUCCGAGGAGAGCGCCUCAAAAAACCGGCCGAGUGCGCCCAAGACGUCUACGACGUGAUGCACAGCUGCUGGAGUCCCGUACCCAAAUGUCGGCCAACGUUCCGGCGUCUGGCGGUCCUGCUGGAGGAGCUUCGGCUCAGCUUUUCGCCUGCACCGCCGCACGAGCAGUCGGAGUCCUUCCGCUACGUCAACCUGGCCGGGGCCGGGGAGGGCCGGGAGGGAAACGGGGCCGGCGACCUGCGGCGGGCCGCCAGCCCGUGGGUGCGGGAGACCGAGGCCGAGGCCGGGGAAGGGGAUUGGCCGAGGCCGGCAUCCGGCGCAGUCGCGGCCAUCGGCGGCGGAGACUACAGGUACGUGGAGGAGCUCGGCGGAACCCGAGGGGGCCGCGGUCCGGGUGUGGACAGACUGGACGACGACGACGACGCCGUGGUUCACGUGUGAGCGCUUGAAACACUUCGCUCGGCGCUUUGGAACACGCCGGUUAAGUUGCCGGAUUGUGCCAAACGGAACCUCUGCCAAACUCGAACGAGUAACUAAAAGUGGCGAGCGUCUGAGAGCCAAAGUGCGCGAUGACGACAACGAGUCACCAGAGGAGCGAUUUUUAUGGUGGCGAACAAGACAGCCAUUUUGGAUCGCCAAUGCUUUCGGAGACGCGGGUCUUCCUCGCUUCUCGCUACGUCCCGCUUCGUUCACGACGUGACUUUAGGGCCAAAAUGUACAAAAUUGGCCAUAGUUUUUUUUAAUGAUGCUUAAAGUAAAUACUACUUCAUAUACUUGUUACAGGAAAUUUACUUGCACCAACUUAAUUCCAAUGCAAAGUUUGCAGUUUUAGGUGUUAGCCAAGUUCAGGUGCAACUGAAGCGCAGUGCUGAGCUAGUGAUAGAUGCUAACGAGGCUAGCAUUGCGCUAAUGGAGAGAUUGCGUUUGACGCUCGGUGUCCCAACGCCACACGAAAGAAAUCAUUGCUCUUCUCCCCUGCCACGGUCCUGAGUAGGAACACGAUUCAAUAGUAGCGGAAUUUCUCGUGUAGAAUGCGCACCCCCAAAGCUUUUUUUCGUUCCUCCUCCUCCUUUUUUUGAAAUCAGGAAAAGCCUUCCACCAAUUUGCUGCUAUCCAUAUGCUCAAAAUAUUGGGAAUGGUAUGUAUUCCUAUUUUGCUAGGUUUGUUCUUGUUUAUACUUGGAUUGUUUUUCAAAAAUUGCGCAUGUCCUGAUGUAGCGCUAAUAUUGUACAUGUAUGUCGGGACCGUCCCUGAAAUUGAUCAGAGCAGAAUCCCUCAACCAACUAAAAUAACAGCAUUUUAUGAAUACUUUUAUUAGAGUCUUAAAUAAAUUAGUUGCCAUUGUUUAA
This is a messenger RNA of Syngnathoides biaculeatus (alligator pipefish), 3658 nucleotides long. RefSeq names its product TYRO3 protein tyrosine kinase (gene tyro3). Gene Ontology annotation, biological process: phagocytosis; cell surface receptor protein tyrosine kinase signaling pathway; cell migration. Gene Ontology annotation, cellular component: signaling receptor complex. The record is from RefSeq and is a predicted model, not a curated record. Gene Ontology annotation, molecular function: transmembrane receptor protein tyrosine kinase activity; ATP binding; protein binding. The transcript is spliced from 19 exons. The coding region runs from base 150 to 2750 and encodes 866 amino acids. NCBI's taxonomy places the organism in Eukaryota, Metazoa, Chordata, Actinopteri, Syngnathiformes, Syngnathidae.